Molecule: messenger RNA, 2598 nt
Organism: Coregonus sp. 'balchen'
Lineage: Eukaryota; Metazoa; Chordata; Actinopteri; Salmoniformes; Salmonidae
Source: the annotation of a GenBank genome assembly
AUGGAGAAAUCUACAAAUUUCCGCAUCGAUGCGCUUCUCGCUGUUGACCCGCCGAAGGUGCAGACAUCUCCGCUUGCGCUUGUGACUUCUUUAUCCUCCUCUUCCAUUUCAUCGUCCGGAAGUGUACAAGCCUCAGAAUUGAAUGCCGACUCUUUACGGACUGAGACUCCGUCUCCACCGAGGAUUUCCUCCUGUGGUUUGAUUCCUAAACCAGGCUUCUUGAACAGUCCCCACAGUAUGGUUGGAUUACAUCCACAGAGUAGCGCAGGGAUCCCUCCUCAGGCUCUCUACGGCCACCCCAUGUAUACCUAUUCCCUCGGGCAGCACCCUGCCCUGUCCUACUCAUAUCCGCAUGGGUCCCAUCACCACCAUCCCAGCGACUCCCUCAAACUCUCUGCGGGGACGUUUCAGCUCGACCACUGGCUGCGAGUCUCCACGGCGGGAAUGAUGCUACCCAAAAUGCCCGAUUUUAACUGUGAGUAUUGUGAGUAUACCUGGCCUUUAUUUUUCAUAGUUUGUCGUUUAUGCUUUUACUUAUAUUACAUUAUUUUUGGACUGCUAAUAAAUAAUUGUUUUUGCUUUACACGUGGCAAGUAAAUUGACGCAUUUUACAUUAUGGUCCCAUAACUUGGUGAAGAAAUGUUCCCAGACAAAAAGUAUGUUUGAGUGAGAGGAGAGAGGGUGAUAGGUUUUCAGAGAGGAACUAAAAUGGACAGAUAAUGGACAGUUGGAAAGUGACAGAGGAGUGUGAAACCCACAACCGACACACUGUUUGCUCACCAGAUACUGCCUUUUUGUUCCUAUUCGUUUUAACAGAUUUGUUCAAAAUGAGGUGGCAAAUAGCUUAGCUCUCAUUGAAUACAUAUUAUAUGACAAUGUUAGAUGUUGGCUACUAACAAUAUUUUGGCAAUUUUUAACCGGAACUCGUACUGUUUCUUGAGGAGGCAGUGUGCAAAAACGCACACAUUUCUAUCCAUUUAAAUCAGUUUCAGUUCAAACUUUUAGCCAUUUAAUAUUCAGCAACAAAUUCCCCAUUUUAAGCUGAAAUGAUUACCGUUUCUUUUUCAAUCUGCUUAUUACAAAAGUACAUCUUGCUAGCCUAUAUCAUAGGCCUAAAGGAAAUUGCUAGCUCAGUUAGGACCCAUAUGCCUAUUAUUCCUUCAUCAUGAUUAUUAAUAUAGCCUAGGUCUGCCUAUCGAAUAAUGCAGCCAAAUGCGUGCAUAAUCCUAAUGUAAAAACAUGCACACAGGUUGUCGUGCUUUUUUCUUGACCUCAUGACUAGAAAUGGACUUAUAUUUUGUUUUCCAGCUCAGGCCCAGUCAAACUUGCUUGGAAAGUGCAGAAGACCAAGGACUGCAUUCACAAGUCAGCAGCUGCUGGAGCUGGAGCAUCAAUUCAAACUGAAUAAGUAUCUGUCAAGACCAAAGCGCUUUGAGGUAGCUACAUCCUUGAUGCUGACAGAAACGCAGGUAUAUAAGAGCAACAUUUCUAACAAAUACAUGUUUGUUUGAGAGCCAUUGCGAAACAUACCACUAUUAGGCUAUUCAAUCAGUUUUACAUUAAAACACUGUUAUUUUGUUGUGUGUUAUAUAGUCAAGUCAGGUGGUGCUGUAGGUGUCCAUUAAGCAAGGCGCUUAUGCAUAUUCAAAAACGGCCAAUUAAUGUAAUAACGAUUUUUUUCAACACAUUUUCUCACAAAUAUUUGUUAUUUUCAUUUUCAGGUGAAAAUUUGGUUCCAGAACAGGCGGAUGAAGUGGAAACGGAGCAAGAAGGCCAAAGAGCAAGCCGCGCAGGAGGCUGAGAAUAAGAAAAGCAACAAAAACAGCCAGGAGAAAUCGGACAGACAGGAACAAACGGAUUAUCAAAAGACUGGUUCUGCAAAAAGUAACAGAAUAAGAGACUUCAGGGACAGUGACGAUGAUGAAGGUGACAACUUCUUGUACAACUCCUCGGAUUGCUCUUCAGACGACGAGAGAAACCACACCAGUGAUAUAAAUCCACAACCUUGAGACAGGGGCAAGGAAACAUGUCUUCUUGAAAAGCUAUACACUCCUUAAAUGAGAUUGGAAUUUUCCACCAAACUACAGCUGCAUGUAGGCCUACAGUAGUAACAACCUUCAAUCAUACCCGGAAAUUCAGAAAUUAAUGAGAAUCAUUUGGAAAAUACUAAAGGAUGACUGAGAUUCAGUGUGUGCAGAAUGGCCCUAGCAAGCAAGGUCGGAUUUACGUUUUAGAAUGUAGUAUUGAGGUACACUCUGCUAUUUGUAACAUUGCAUGGUUUUAUGUGACAGUGUCAUGUUUUCACGCAGUUGGUGUAGGACCCACUACAAUCGUAUGGGUUCUCCACUAUAGGGGUUAUUAUCAUAGUAUUUUGAUAUGGCGACCAAUUGUAAAUUCAGACAUGACACAGUCAUUUUGCAUUUUCUUUUGUUUAAUGUUUUUGAAAAUGUGUGGUGUUACACUUAUGUAAUUGCGUCAUAUAGGCCUACAGUUUACGUGCAGAAAAAUGUUAUGCGUUUAUUUUUGUAUUCUGUAUUUAUAAAAUGUCUAAACCAAUGCAUGCUAAAUUAUUGUUAACCGUCUCCCAUGGUACAGACG